Molecule: messenger RNA, 2058 nt
Organism: Talaromyces proteolyticus
Lineage: Eukaryota; Fungi; Ascomycota; Eurotiomycetes; Eurotiales; Trichocomaceae
Product: fungal-specific transcription factor domain-containing protein
Exons: 6
Coding region: 262-1911 (549 amino acids)
Biological process (GO): positive regulation of transcription by RNA polymerase II
Cellular component (GO): nucleus
Molecular function (GO): transcription cis-regulatory region binding; DNA-binding transcription factor activity, RNA polymerase II-specific; zinc ion binding
Source: RefSeq, a predicted model, not a curated record
AGCAGCCUGGCGCACUGACGGAACGCACGUUUAGACCAUCUACGAGUCCGAUCUGCCUUUUGCAUGCUUUCCCGAUAAUCUGGAACCUCUCACCUGUCAUUAUAUGCAGUUGCCCUCGCCCACACGCACUGUGCCCCCCUCCAAUCCCGUCACGUAUUGCUAGCCACGCAAACGAUCUAUCACCUCGUCACUUUCAGAGGCCUUACCGCUCUAUUCAGACACAUCUUCUACGCUAUUUAAGUCAAAGCGAAGUGGAGAGUGAUGCCAAGCCGUCAGCGAAAACAGCCCGAGAAUCGAAGAAGAACAGGCUGUUUCCAAUGCAAAGAAAAACACGUUCAAUGUACCGAAGAGAAACCCAGCUGCAGGCGAUGUCAGCGUCUAGGCCUUGUAUGUGAACGCGGCAUCAAGCUUCUCUUUCGCGAUGAUGCAAUUCAGCGCGGGAUCCAAUUUGGUCGAGAAGGGACUUGGUCAAAACGAUGCGGACGAAUCAAGAAGCCGCCUGUUCUAGAGCUCGACGAGGACUUUACUGGCGUCCCGCUGGAGCAAUACAUUGGACGAUGGAUUUGGUUGAACACGACGUACGACGAUUUUACUGGGGACCUUGACAAUUCGGAUACAGAUGAAGCUUUGUUUCAGAUCGAUCAGAACACUACCCGACGAGCGCUCUAUAUGCAGGGCAAUAGAUAUUUGAGAAGUCCAUAUCUGGAACCUCGGUCUUUUGGAGGGCCCUUCAGCCAAUGCACGUAUGAGGAAGGGAAUCUUCUCGACUACUUCAUCCGUGGUAUUGGGCCGAACUGUUCGCUCAGUCGGUCUAAUAAUCCAUACAUGUCCUUGAUUCCUCUUCUAUCGCACACGACGUUCAAAAACACCCUUCUCGCUGUUUCCGCAAACCAGCUGUAUCUGCUAGGCGAUAAAAGUUGUUCGCAGGAGGCUUUUAUGUACAAGGAUAAAGCAUUGAAGGGCUUACAGCGGGAGAUCAAAUCACCGACAUUGCAUUUUGCAACAGUGGCUUCUGUCUUGAUGAUGUGCUUCCACGAUAUCUCCGACGGAUGCGCUUCUUCGUGGCUUUUUCACCUUCGAGUGGGCAUGCAAAUGACCCCUCAACUUCCAUCAUACUCUGCGCAAACAGAAUCUCUGAAGCGCUUCUUCAACAUGUAUUUUGUUGGGCAUGAUAUCAUGAGCCGGACCGGACGAAUCCAUUGUGACGAUGAGUGGGAUGAGGAUAUUCCAACACACAAUUGGCUUGAAACCGACGAUCUUGAUGAGGUCGACACUACCGUUGGAAGUUCACGUCGAUUGAUGUCAUUGAUAAGUAAUAUCUCAUCUCUGACCAGAAAGAGAGCGAAUUCCAACUCUUCUCGUGUUGACAAGGACUUUUUUACAUCGAGCUGUGAAGAAAUUGAAACCGCUCUUGAAACACUUCAGCAAAUACUCCCUAGUAAUUCAUCCGCAGCGGAUAAUUAUAUUCUUCAAAUCGCCGAGAUAAAACGUCUGACUGCACUUCUGUAUCUGCAUGAAUGCCUGGGCGAGUUUAUCUCAUCAUCACCGUCACCAUCGACCUCCUCGCCACCAUUAUCGCUACAAACUUACCACUCGCCUCCGCCUCCAAAGCUAUCUAAACAAGGACUCGUCCAGCGUAUCAUCGAACUCAUCUCCACCCUUCCCAAUCCAGACUCAACCUCUGUUCUCUGGCCCCUCUACAUAAUUGGAAAUAGCGCGGGUCUCGAAGAUGAGUCUCAAAGACGGUUCGUACUUGAGCGCCUUCGCGGCAUUCAGCAAACACGCAAUCUUGGUAGUGUACGUGCAGCGAGAGUCGCCGUUGAACGUGCUUUUCGAACGAGAGAUUUAGAACUACCGGAUUCCAAGGGAGAGACAAUACAAAAAGGAAGAGGCGUUAUCAGUUUGGCUUGAGCGGGAUUGCACUUUUGCCAUCACGAGUUCAUGAUUCUAACAUACUGCUUACACAGCUACUCUGUUAUGAGUGAUUAAUUAGUAGGCUUUGGUUAUGUUAGUUUCUAUAAUAGAAUAGUCAAUAUAAAUUUCACUCGGCUUAUGUUC